AAAAAAUCUUUGUGUCGUCAGACGACUGUGCUCGAACAUUUUGUAUUUCGAAAAUAAAGAGUAUUUCUCAUUCUUCUUCAGAGGUUUUCCAUGAGACGGUACGCGAGGAAACGCAGAAGUGACGGCCGUGCGGAUAGUGGGGACAGUGGCGUGUGUGAAGCGCAAGCGUCGACAAAAGACUCAGAAGAGAGUCAGUCGUUCACGAACCACCGGCAACGAUGAACCUAAACAACAAUCAAGAAGGAAUUUUGAAUCCAGCGGGGAUUCGGGUGGAUCCGAACCAGCCACCACCUCCGGGCGUUGAGGCGCAACCUCAAUGUCCCGGAGGUGUAAGUGUGCGGCUGAGGCCCCCGGUCCCGCUACAGCAGCCGGGGGUGGCGUGGGGGGUCAACCCAAAUCCCCCACGUCCGGGAUACCAUUGGGGCAACGCGCCGCCCCAGUGGUAUGGAUGGCGGCAGGAGCCUCAACAGCCCCUAACGCCGAUUCCGGAACUCUACGGCGAGCGACAGGGGCUGUUGAUGGCGGCCGCUGUUCAGCCGCCACCGCCGCCACUCCAGUCCCCGAUGAUGCUGUUCCGCCGCCCUCUCCUGCUGCCUCUCGGUGGCGAGGCCUGCUCGCGCGGCUAG
This is a messenger RNA of Neodiprion virginianus, 626 nucleotides long. Its product is annotated as cleavage and polyadenylation specificity factor subunit 6-like. Lineage: Eukaryota; Metazoa; Arthropoda; Insecta; Hymenoptera; Diprionidae. The record is from RefSeq and is a predicted model, not a curated record. Bases 219 to 626 code for a protein of 135 amino acids. The transcript is spliced from 4 exons.